Molecule: messenger RNA, 1329 nt
Organism: Thermochaetoides thermophila DSM 1495
Lineage: Eukaryota; Fungi; Ascomycota; Sordariomycetes; Sordariales; Chaetomiaceae
Exons: 2
Coding region: 1-1329 (442 amino acids)
Biological process (GO): carbohydrate metabolic process
Molecular function (GO): hydrolase activity, hydrolyzing O-glycosyl compounds
Source: RefSeq, a predicted model, not a curated record
AUGGUCGCGUCGUCCUGGCUUUCUCGACUCUUAUCAUCAUCACACUCUCUCCAAUCUUUCUCCGUCCAGAUAUCCACUCGGUCAUUAUCAUCCCUUUCCCUCUGGACCCUAUUCCUCUUCAGCCCCCUGGCUCUUGCGGACUGCGAAUGCGGUUAUCUAUCAACAGUCGGUGACGGCGUUGGUAAUUCCCAGGUUGACACAUCCGACCCGUCAAUAUGGCGACAGACCCCUAGCGACAGCAGCAACCUGGCGCUCUUCACAGACCUCUUGGAGACUGACUUCACACGGGUAUACUCCUCCGGCAAUCGGUACGAUGUCUCCAAGGAUACGGAUUGGGUACCGCAAGCAUUCAACCUCACCAAGGAGCGGGCACGCGGUGAAUGGGGCGAGAUGUUCGACGUCCGCAACGUGUUUUCCUAUCCGCCCAACAAGAACCGCCAGAGUCAGCCCGGCGAGGACGAGAUGAAGUGGGGACCGAAGCACUGGAACUCGGACGACAAAGCGACGGGGUUGAAGUUGGUGGUGAGAAGUGACGUUGUGGAUGGCAUGGUCCCCGUGGCGGAGGUGGCCACGCGCAGGUUAGACUUUCUGUACGGGUCUUUCCGCGCGAGCAUGAAGAUCUCGGACAUUCCUGGGACGUGUGCAGCUUUCUUUUGGUACUUCAAUGACACGCAAGAGAUCGACAUGGAGUUUCUCACUCGCGAAUUCAACCGCGAGAACAAGACCUUCCCGAUUAACCUUGUCCUGCAGUCGCGCGAGUCGGCCCUGGCAGGCCACGACGCCUCGGGCACGGGCGAAAGCAACUUUAUCCACACCAAUCUGCCCUUCGACCCGACGCUCGACUUCCACGAAUAUCGCAUCGACUACUUGCCGACACGCGUCAUCUUCUAUGCCGACGGCAAGCCCCUGGCUACCAUGGCCGCCUCCAGGGGCGCUGCCGUGCCCACGUCCCAAGGCCACCUCAUCCUGUCGCACUGGAGUAAUGGUAAUCCGCUGUGGUCGGGCGGGCCCCCAAAGGAAGACUCGGCGCUCACGGUGAAGUAUGUCAAGGCGUACUUCAACUCGAGCUCCGAGACUAGGCAGGACGACUGGCGGGCAAGGUGUCAGGACCCAAAGGCCAAGGGGGCGGUGUGCCGGAUUCCGGAUGUUGUCCCCGGGGACAAGACGGCCGUGGACUGGUAUUUCAAGUUCCAGGGGAAUAUGACAAAUAAUCAGACGAUGUCGAGUGAGCCGGAGGAGGACGCGGCUGUGAGACUCGGAACUGCAGGCAGGUUAGCAUGGAUUGCGAGUGUAUUGGCCGGGUUCGUGAUCUGGGUGAACGUGUUGUGA